Molecule: messenger RNA, 246 nt
Organism: Monoraphidium neglectum
Lineage: Eukaryota; Viridiplantae; Chlorophyta; Chlorophyceae; Sphaeropleales; Selenastraceae
Exons: 2
Coding region: 1-246 (81 amino acids)
Source: RefSeq, a predicted model, not a curated record
AUGGAGAAGCAGGGCUUCACCCCUGACAUCCCCAUUGGCAACCGCGAGGCGCCCGCCUCGCAGCCCGAGGAGGCGGCGGCAAUGGAGGGCGGCGGGGCCUGGCGCGAGGGCGAGGGCGAGGGCGAGAGCAAGGGCCGGGAUUACGGCCGCUUUGGUGUUGGGGACGACGAGGGCGCCGCGGAGGGCGGGUUCAGGGGCGGGCACGUCUCGCAGACCGGCCGCCGCGAGGGAUUUAGGGCUGCAUAG